Corythoichthys intestinalis (scribbled pipefish) is the source of this 8866-nucleotide messenger RNA. It is a transcript of the gene atp8a2, whose product is annotated as ATPase phospholipid transporting 8A2. NCBI's taxonomy places the organism in Eukaryota, Metazoa, Chordata, Actinopteri, Syngnathiformes, Syngnathidae. The record is from RefSeq and is a predicted model, not a curated record. Gene Ontology annotation, cellular component: plasma membrane. Gene Ontology annotation, biological process: neuron development; phospholipid translocation. Gene Ontology annotation, molecular function: ATPase-coupled intramembrane lipid carrier activity; ATP hydrolysis activity; magnesium ion binding. The transcript is spliced from 36 exons. The coding region runs from base 1518 to 5081 and encodes 1187 amino acids.
CCAGCUUGGAUCUUUUACAUCCAUCCAAAAGUGAGAUAAUUUGCCGGAUAACACGAAAUGACAUCCGUCAUAAGCAUUCAUCAAUGCUCAUGACAGGGUCAUGUCAUGAUUAUGAUUUUCUAUUGACAGUUUUAUGGUACCACUGUCAAAUAAAGUGUUACCAAAUACCAUAACUAGCAAUUAAUGACGCAACUGGAACAGUUUACAUCUGUAGUGCUGCGAUGCAUGCCAGGAGGCAUGUUGCACAACAACAGUGUUGACAGGAGGUGGCAGCAGAAGUUGACUGUCUCCCCCAAGGGAGCAGUGAUGGCCAAAUGAAGCUUCUUGAAGCAAUGAAGCUUUGGUGGUUCAUUUGGUCUUAAAGUGUUACCGGUUAACAUCUUUUGGUGUAAAUAUCCCAUAAUACAGUGAGGACAGUUGUGGCUUAUAGUCCAGUGCUGCUUAUCUAUGAACAAAUGACGUUUUCGUGCCAAAUUUGGUAGGUGGCGGCUUAUAGUCAGGUGCGCCUUGUAGUGCGUAAAUUACAGUAAUAGUAUAAAAUAUUGGACAAAAUACACAAUUAUAUGAAGGGAAAUGUCCUGGUAUUGUCAAAAAAAUAAAAACAUUACGGCAAAAUUAUUACCAAAUACAAAAUAAAAAUAUGCAACUGUAAGACCAAAAUGACACACAUAUUAACUGGAUUUUUUUUUAAGUGGCAGUGUUUAACAAAACAUUAUUGCUGUCUUUUUGUAUAUUAAUCGUAAUGCUAGCUACACUGUUUGAAGAAGUAAUACCAACUGUCUGAAAUUUCGUCAUAAAGUAUCAGCACAACCUGAACCGUUUCAUCCCUACUUGCAGUGAGCGAGGUGACUACUGUAGAUAGAGUAGGGAUGCAUUUGACAAACAUUCACUGGAAAACACAUGCAUGUCUAGGUUGAACAUGCUUAAAAAGAGCAUGUACGCAUGCAUGUUUACUGGGUGUAGAGAGGAGCUGCAUGUUACCACCUUGCAUGUUGUAUUUGAUAAGCUUUUUUAGUUUUUUGCAAAGAUGCAUCCUUCAAUGUGAAAAUGAUUUUUUUUUAAAUUAAGCUUUUAGGAUGAGCUUCCCCCCCAAAAAGAAUAUUACUUCAUUUUAACAUAUUUUAUCUCUAGAAAUUGCAUUUUUUUUUCCUCAUAUGGUAAAUGUAACUUAAUUCUUGUAAUAUUACUCAAAUUUUUUUUUUUCGAUUAAACGUAAUAGUCGAAUGAAUGUGUUUUCCGAGUGUUUGUUGUUGUCACCGUUGUGCUGUUAAAUGAGUCUCACGUGUAGGAUUUACUAGUGCGUCUUGGCUUAGCCGGCAGGUGAAGUUGCAGAGCAGACAUGGCGAGGAUUAGCAUGCCCGCACUGUAUCGUUCGGGCCGUAAGAGGCUUUUUUGCCUCUUCGCUCCCUGCUGCUCUGUGAUAGAGGGGGAAAUGGACCCCAUGGCCAGGCGGAAAACCGGGUCGAGCAGAGCCUGCUAUUAGCGGGCCGCGGGUCGGACUUUCCCUGAGGGUCACUAUGGGACCAAGUGGCCGAGUGGGCAGGCGGAGUUCUGUUGCCUCGCCUCUCUCUCAUCAAUCCAACGGCGCAGGACCCGCUUGCUCGUCGGCCGGAUACCGCAAGGCGGAUGAUGAGAUGUCCGGCACCACGUCGCAGGCGGAGCCCGUAGACUCCACGGCGCGCGCCGUGCUGCUCAACCGGCCCCAGACCACAAAGUUCUGCGACAACCACGUCAGUACCACCAAGUAUGGAGUGCUCUCUUUUCUUCCCCGCUUUAUGUACGAGCAGAUCAGGAGGGCAGCCAACGCCUUCUUCCUUUUCAUCACACUCAUGCAGCAAAUCCCCGAUGUAUCGCCGACCGGCCGCUACACCACGCUGGUGCCACUCAUCUUCAUCCUCACUGUGGCCGGCAUCAAGGAGAUCAUCGAGGACUACAAAAGACAUAAAGCGGACAACACGGUCAACAAGAAGAAGACCACAGUGUUGCGUAACGGAGCCUGGCAGACCAUCAUCUGGAAGCAGGUGGCAGUAGGAGACAUAGUGAAGGUGACCAAUGGCCAGCAUCUACCGGCGGACAUGGUUAUUGUGUCGUCCAGUGAACCUCAGGCAAUGUGCUACACAGAGACCUCCAACCUUGACGGGGAAACUAACCUGAAGAUACGGCAGGGUCUGUCGCUGACGGCGGGCAUCCAGACGUUGGAAGACCUAAUGUCCUUAUCUGGCGUUUUGGAGUGCGAAGGCCCCAACAGACAUUUGUACGACUUCACCGGCACACUUCGACUGGAAAAUCAAAAAGCUGCUCCUCUAGGCCCAGACCAGGUCCUGCUACGCGGCGCCCAGAUCCGGAACACUCAAUGGGUCGUGGGGAUCGUCGUCUACACGGGUCAUGACUCUAAACUCAUGCAGAACUCCACCAAGGCGCCUCUAAAGCGCUCCAACGUCGAGCGGGUGACCAACAUGCAGAUCCUGGUGCUGUUCGGUAUCCUUCUGGUCAUGGCCUUGGUCAGCUCCGUGGGAGCCGCCAUUUGGAAUCGGCAGUACACCGAAGAGGCUUGUUGGUACUUGUCACGACAAGGCGACAUCUCCACUAACUUUGCAUACAAUCUGCUGACGUUUAUUAUCCUGUACAACAACUUGAUCCCCAUCAGCCUGCUGGUCACCCUGGAGGUGGUCAAGUUUACACAGGCCCUCUUCAUCAAUUGGGAUGUGGAGAUGUACUACGCCGAAACGGACACGCCUGCGAUGGCUCGAACAUCUAACCUGAACGAGGAGCUGGGCCAGGUGAAAUAUCUGUUUUCGGACAAAACUGGAACGCUCACCUGUAACGUCAUGCAUUUUAAGAAGUGCACCAUAGCAGGGAUCACUUACGGCCACUUCCCCGAUCUCGACUGCGAUCGUUCCAUGGAGGACUUCAGCAAUCUGCCAUCCAGCAGCAACAACUCAACAGAAUUCGACGAUCCGACACUCAUCCAGAAUAUCGAAAAAGACCACCCGACGUCCCCUCAGAUCCGCGAAUUCUUGACCAUGAUGGCCGUGUGCCACACGGUGGUCCCCGAGCGCGACAACGACCAAAUCAUUUAUCAAGCUUCUUCGCCAGACGAGGGCGCUCUGGUCAAGGGAGCCAAAGGUCUCGGCUUCGUUUUCACUGCUCGGACACCAGAUUCUGUGAUCAUUGAGGCCAGAGGGAAGGAGAUGAGUUACCAGCUGCUUAAUGUGUUGGAGUUCUCAAGUAACCGCAAGCGAAUGUCCGCGGUUGUGAGGACGCCCAACGGGAGGCUGAGGCUGUAUUGCAAAGGAGCGGAUAAUGUGAUAUUUGAACGUCUGACUGAGGACUCCCAAUACAAAGAAUUAACCAUCGCUCACCUUGAGCAGUUUGCUACAGAAGGUUUGAGGACUCUGUGUUUCGCCUACGUGGACCUGCAGGAGGACGCCUACCAGGAGUGGCUGAAGGAAUACAACCGGGUUAGCACCGUGCUUAAGGACAGAGCGCAGAAACUGGAGGAGUGCUAUGAACUUCUGGAAAAGAACCUGUUGCUACUUGGCGCAACAGCCAUAGAGGACCGCCUCCAGGCAGGCGUCCCCGAAACCAUCGCCACACUGAUGCGGGCCAACAUCAAGAUCUGGGUCUUGACCGGAGACAAGCAGGAGACGGCCAUCAACAUCGGCUACUCGUGCCGACUGGUGACGCACGGCAUGUCCCUCAUCAUCGUCAACGAGGACUCCCUGGAUGCGACCCGCGCCACGCUGACCGCCCACUGCUCCAGUUUGGGCGACUCGUUGCGGAAGGAGAACGAGCUUGCGCUGAUUAUCGACGGCCAGACCCUCAAGUACGCGCUAUCCUUCGAGCUGCGGCAGGCCUUCUUGGACUUGGCCUUGUCUUGCAAGGCGGUCAUCUGUUGCCGAGUGUCGCCGCUGCAGAAGUCCGAGAUUGUGGACAUGGUGAAGAAGCACGUGAAGGCUAUCACGCUGGCCAUCGGUGACGGCGCCAACGACGUCGGCAUGAUACAGACGGCGCACGUCGGCGUGGGCAUCAGUGGUAACGAGGGCAUGCAGGCCACCAACUCCUCUGACUACUCAAUUGCACAGUUCUCGUACCUGGAGAAGCUGCUGCUGGUCCACGGCGCGUGGAGCUACAACCGCGUCACCAAGUGCAUCCUCUACUGCUUUUACAAGAACGUGGUGCUCUACAUCAUCGAGUUGUGGUUCGCCUUCGUCAAUGGCUUCUCGGGUCAGAUCCUGUUCGAGCGCUGGUGCAUCGGCCUCUAUAACGUGAUAUUCACGGCCCUUCCUCCGUUCACUUUGGGCAUUUUUGACCGGCCGUGCAGCCAACAGAACAUGCUCCGCUUCCCUCAACUCUACCGGAUCACCCAGAAUGCCGAAGGUUUCAACACUAAGGUGUUUUGGGGUCACUGCAUCAACGCACUGAUUCACUCCAUAAUUCUCUUUUGGUUUCCUCUCAAGAUGUUAGAGCAUGACUCGCCCUUCAAAAACGGUCAAGGGAAUGACUACCUUUUCGUCGGAAACAUGGUCUACACCUACGUCGUGGUCACUGUGUGUCUGAAAGCUGGAAUGGAGACCACUGCUUGGACCAGGUUCUCCCACCUGGCCGUCUGGGGAAGCAUGCUGAUGUGGCUGGUCUUCUUCGGGAUCUACUCAGCCAUUUGGCCCACCUUCCCCAUGGCCCCUGACAUGCUGGGUCAGGCCGGAAACGUGAUGCAGUGCUGGUACUUCUGGCUCGGUCUCCUCUUGGUUCCCGCCGUCUGUUUACUCAAGGACUUUGUUUGGGCUGCGACGCGCCGCACGGUGAGGAAGACAUUGCUGGAGGAGGUUCAAGAACUGGAGGCGCGCGCUGUUGACCCUGGAGCGGCGGUUCUGAGGGAUGCCAGUGGACGAAGUCUAAACGAACGUGCCCAUCUGCUGACAAGAGUCUUUAGGAAGACGCCCUCCAGCAUCGGACGCUCCAACUCGCUGCAGCAGCCCGUGACGCACGGCUACGCCUUCUCCCAGGAGGAGCACGGCGUGGUGUCCCAAUCGCAGGUGGUGCGCUCGUACGACACCACCCGCCAGCGGCCUAGUAUCUAACCCCGCCUGCCCCCCAAACCCCACAAAACGUCGCCGUUUCAUCGGGACGACGCACGUACGGAUUAUACGGGACCUAAAAACAUAAGCUGCGAUCAUACAAGCGAGCAACUCACAAAGUCAGAGACUGUUCAAGAAGCCUGAUUGGUGCGUUCCAAUGUAUUCGCCUGUGCAUGUAUGUGCGUGUGCUUGUGUGUGUGCGUGCCCCCCCCCCUCACUUUGACCCCCUCCCCUCGCGAUUCAGUCAUCACAUGCCGACAUCAGAAGGGAACGGAGAGGGGGGGCGUCCAAAUAAACACGCACGGAUGAAUUCCAUUCUGAGCGCUGCCAAACACUGCGGGGGGACACGACUGAGGCGGAACGCUGGCUCGGACCCCCACCCGCUCGCUCGACUACUGGAGCAUCCAUCUUCCUUAUCGCCUCACUUCCUAUCUUUCACAUCUUCACUACUGGACUUUUUUUUUUUUUUUUUUUUUUUUUGUAUUCAUAUAUCACCUCGCCUUGGGUCAGUGCAGUCAAAUGUCUGUGUUCUAGUACGGACAAAGUUUCCCUCCAAAAUAUUUUCACGGACAUUUGCGAAACGUCCGCUUGUCGAGGUUUUUUUUUUUUUCGUUUGUUUUGUUUGUUUUUGUGAAUGCAGAGUCUUGUUGCGUGGACGGCGCUCUGCUUCUGGAAUGCGAGAAUGACGGCUUGUAGAGAGGGGAGGGAUUGUCCCGUCCGAGUCCUAAUCAUUAAAUCGAAUCAGUCCAAAAAAAAAAAAAAAAAAGGCUGCCUCCUCAUGUCUGCUGCUGACUGAAAGACUUGAGUCGCGCCAAAGAAGUCACGCGCUUAGACAAUCGGAGUUUUGUGCGUUCUCGUGGCAACACAGAUUUGAUUAUUAUUUGGCACUAAUGGAAAUUGAGGAACCAAAUUAAUGUGUGUGUUUUUUGCACAAACGGCUCAGACUAGGAAAAAAAUGUUACCUGGAAGAUAUUUCAGUCUUAAAAAUUCUAAACAAAAAGAUGACUACAGUGGUACCUCUACAUACGAAUUUAAUUAGUUCCCGGACCUGAUUUGUAAGUUGAAGUGGUCAUAUGUCUAGUGGGAUUUUCCCAUAUGAAUACAUUAUAAUUCGAUUAAAUUCCACAGCCCAAAAACCCUAAAAAUGCUAUAUCCUUCAUAAUUACUACAAGUAUGACUACCCAAAUAUCAUUUAUACAUAGCAAAAGAAAUACAUUUUAAAUACAAAUCGGAAUAAUAAUGCAAUUAUAACAGAUGUAAUUUAGUGUCAUCCGGCAAAUUAUCUCACUUUUGAAUGGAUGUAAUAAAAGAUCUGAGCUGGACAUAAAUGGAGUUGGUGACAAAAUUUGCCCGGUGAUACUUAAUGACAUCUGUCAUAAGCAUUCAUUAAUGCCCAUGACAGUGUCAUAUCAUAAUUAUGACGAUCUUAUGACAGUGUUAUGACACCGCUGUCAAAAAAAGUAUUACCUAUUAACCCAAAUAAAGCAACAAAUAAGCCGCACUGUACUGUAAGUCGCAGGAUUCAUAAUGAGGGGGAAAAAGCGGUUUAUCGUCCAAAAAUUACGGUAUUAAUUUACAGUAAUUUUGGACUAUAAGGCGCACCUGACCAAAAGCCGCAACCCACAAAAUUAGACGCGAAAGCGGCAUUUGUUCAUAGACAAGCCACACUGGACUAUAAGCCACAGCUGUCCUCACUGUAUUAUGGGAUAUUUACACCGAAAUUUAUUAACAGGUAACACUAUAUUUGAAAGCGGCAUCAUAAGACUGUCAUUAGACCAAAUGAGCCAAUUGGCUGCAAAGCUUCAUUGCUUCAAGAAGCUUCAUUUGGCCAUGACUGCUCCCUUGGGGGAGACAUUCAACUUCAGUUGCCAUCUGAUAUCAACACUGUUAUCGUACAACAUGCCUCCUAGCAUGCAUAGCAGCGCUACAGAUGUAAAUAACAAUCAAAAUUCAUGUCCUGCGCUAACUAUUUUGAAGGCGGUUCCAUUUGUUUCAUUAAUUGCUAGUCAUGAUAUUUGGUAACAAUUUAUUUUACAGUAGCGCCAUAAGAGCAUGAAUUAAUGCUUAUGACAGACGUCAUUUUUUGUCAUCCGGCAAAUUAUCUCACUUUUAGAUUCAAAAGAUCCGAGCUGGACAUAACUGGAGUUAGUGACAUAAUUUGCCAUGUGACAGUUAAUGCAUGAUCGUGUCAUGUCAUAAUUAUAACUGUCUAAUGGAAGUCUAAUGAUGUUGCUCUCAAAUAAAGUGUUACCUAUUAAUCACAAAUAAAUCAAUAAAUAAGCCGCACUGGACUAUAAACCGCAGGAUUCAAAAUGAGGGGGAAAAAGUAGCGGCUUAUAGUCCAAAAAAAUAUGGGAAUAGAAAUAAUUCUCUGGUCGAACACUCCUCAAUUAUAACAUUUUCUGCAAGACAAUUUUAAAUAAUUGAAGUUCAAGUUAAAAACACGAAAUCGUUGACAUUUUUCCUCACCUCAAUUCGUUUUAUUUUCUUUAGAGCAGUUCUUGUUGUACCUCUUCUCCACUGCUUUCAAACGUGUGCAAAACCUUCCAAAUGAAGGCACCUUCCCUUCCCAAUCCCGAGCGGAGAUGCCUUUCCCACCCACCUUCCUGGACUUGCAGCUGCCGCAGUAUGGAGAAUCCAUCCACUCCCGGCCGGAGCUACUUACCGUGAGUACGUACCCUGCCAAAAAUCACACCUCCUACUUAUUUUAAUCCCCUCCCAAAGAGUGACAUUCAGUACGUGGCAUCAAAAGUGUUUUUAAGUUAUUGGUUGCCAUUGAUGGCAACAGAUGUAUGUGUGUCUUUUAAAGUACUGUAUCUAAAACGCUUUGUUGUAGUUAUUUUUAGGGGAGUGAAGUUUAGCAGGGGAUGUGCCAACUCUAUUAAAUGAAGAACGUGUCAUCAAAGGUUCUAAAAAAUGUCUAAAAAGCCUUUUUUAUUUUUAUCAAAUGCUAUGCAAAUUAAAAAGUGGUGCGCCAAUUCUGUUAAAUUUUUGGCAUCAAAUAAGCACUCCUGAGGAUGUCUAAAAGGUUUUUUUUUUUAAUUUUUUUGUGGUACGCCAUUUAGAAGGAGGUGUGCAAAUUCUAUCUGAAUGUCAAUUUAAGUACGCGGUGUCAAAAUUGUUAUCAGAACUUUUAUCAGAGUGUCUAAAAGGCUUUGUUCAUAUUUUUUCAGGGUGCGCAGUUUAGAAGGGGGUGCGUCAACUAUUAAGAAGAAUGUGGCAUCAAAAGUUUGAUAAAGCAUAGACUCCACCAUCAGUUGACAAGACAGCUCCUGCAGACAUUGUGCCACGCCUUCCCGUAGGGGGCCGACCCAGGCAGAACGUUGAAUUCGCUUUCACUUUGAUAAACUUAAACACGCUGCGUUCUAACGCCGGAUUUAGGUGGAAGUACAACGAAUGUUUUACUGCAUACAAACAGGCCGGAGUGUCUCAAGAUUCAAGGUAAUUAUUAUAUUAAAUAGCACCAUGCAUGCACGUUGAAACGUUGUGAAAAAAAGGAAUGGAUAAAAUUAAUGUAUCUUUGCCUUGAAAUAUUUACAUAAAAUGAAUGAUAACUGCCCGUUUGUGGUAUUUAACCAAGAAUCUACACUGUUUUACGUUCAUAUUUAUAAAAAAUCCAUGAUUUAAGCAUUUAUUCACAAGAAUUUUCAACUUAAAAAGCUAUUUGUUUCGUGACGGCCGCCACGUUGGAUUACACAAUACCGUUACUUUGCCUUGAAAAUAUAUGUAAAAUGAACGAUAACUGCCCGUUUUUUUUGCUUUUAACCAAGAAUCUAGCCUAUUUUAUG